CGUCACUGCGGUGCUAACUGAGGCUAGCUGGGUUGUGAUGGUAUGGAUCCGGGUCGGUUCCGUUCUGGAGCAGCGGACAGCGGGUUCUGUCUUUCCCGAACCGAGCCGGUGGGCUCCCCUGAGCUGCUGGUUCCGCUAGAGUCCAAGGUUGAUGCUGACCCAGCAGUACCGCCGGAGGAGUUUUGGACCCCAGAACCUCAGGCUGAGCAGAACCGAGCCGGUGCCGUCCAGAUGGGCCGCGUCGCUGCAGACGUCUUGCAGCAGGACGCUGCACACCGCCAUGGCGCGGUGCCGACCCGUGGUCCAGUUCAAGCUGUCCGACAUCGGAGAGGGCAUCAUGGAGGUCACGGUCAAGGAGUGGUACGUGAAGGAGGGGGACAGGGUGUCCCAGUUUGACAGCAUCUGCGAGGUCCAGAGCGACAAGGCGUCCGUCACCAUCACCAGCCGCUACGACGGCGUCAUCAGGAGGCUGUACUACGACGCCGACGCCACCGCCCUGGUGGGCAAGCCGCUGGUGGACAUCGAGACGGAGUCUGCAUCAGAGCUGAGCCAGGAGGAUGUGGUGGAGACGCCCGCCAUGGCCCGUGAGGAGCACACCCACCAACAGAUCAAAGGUCACAAGACCCAGGCCACGCCCGCUGUCCGCCGCCUCGCCAUGGAGAACAACAUCAAGCUCAGUGAGGUGGUGGGGACAGGGAAGGACGGACGCAUCCUGAAGGAGGACAUCCUGAACUUCCUGGCCAAGCAGACCGGCGCCAUCUUGCCUCCAGCUCCUCUCUUCCAGGAGAUCCAGACGCCAGGCCCCGCCCCCACCGCCGCACCAGCCCUCAGCGCCCCCGCUGGGGUCAGACCUCCACCUGCGACCCCCAGACCCGUCUUCACCGGGAAGGAUGUGACGGAGCCGCUCAAAGGUUUCCACAGAGCCAUGGUGAAGACGAUGACGGCGGCGCUGAAGAUCCCUCACUUUGGUUACUGUGACGAGGUUGACCUGAGCCGAUUGGUUCUGCUGCGGUCCGAACUGAAGCCGGUCGCUGAGAGACGCGGCGUCAAACUGAGCUACCUGCCGUUCUUCAUCAAGGCCGCCUCCCUCAGCCUGCUUCACUUCCCCGUCCUGAACUCCACGCUGGACGAAGGCUGCCAGAACAUCACUUUCAAGGCGUCCCAUAACAUCGGCGUUGCCAUGGACACCAGCCAGGGCCUGCUGGUCCCCAGCGUGAAGAGCGUCCAGCUGCUCAGCGUCUUCCAGGUGGCCCAGGAGUUGACCCGGCUGCAGGCGCUGGGCGCCGCCGGCCAGCUGGGGACGGCCGAGCUGAGCGGGGGAACCUUCACUCUGUCCAACAUCGGAUCGAUCGGAGGGACGUACGCCAAGCCGGUCAUUCUUCCUCCAGAGGUCGCCAUCGGAGCGCUGGGGAAAAUCCAGGUUCUGCCUCGGUUCGGCCCAGACGGUCAGGUGAAGGCGGCCCACAUCAUGAAGGUGAGCUGGUCGGCGGAUCACCGCCUCAUCGACGGCGCCACCAUGUGUCGCUUCUCCAACCUGUGGCGGGAGUACCUGGAGAACCCGGCCAGCAUGGUUCUGGACCUGAAAUAGACACUUGUACCCAUGAGCCCCGGGGAGGCCGGCCCCUCGGCCCCGCCCAUCCCUCGCCUUCACUUCCUGUUUGUGUCUGAGGCCUUCCUGUCACUCCGUAGCUUCCUUGUUGCCUUUGAGCAGGACCCUGGGGGGCGGUUACCAUGACAACCAAGUAGACACCGGGAGAUCCAGAACCGUCCGGCAGGUUCCUCACAACCACAGGUCCGAUUCACAUGACCUGACCAGCUGACCUUUCAGGCUCCGCCCCCUCCUCCUGCAGCACUGGAACUACUGAGGGCUGCGUAACCGUGGUUACAGCUGGCGUCCCAUGUCUGUCCUAAAAGUCCCGUGUGUCUUUGGUGCUGCCCCGGGUCAAAGGUCAGCUGCAAAGGACCGCAGUCGGAUCCGGUUUGGCCGGGCCGGUUCAGAACCAGAGCGUCUCCUGAUGAUGGGGUGGUCGGUGUCGCCGCCCUGCUGGCGGCUCCAGGGUCCUGCUCCGGUCACAGUCAUGUAAAGCUUUUCUAUGUUUAGUGGGAAGAUCUCAAUAAAGCUGCUGAAAACA
Molecule: messenger RNA, 2132 nt
Organism: Poecilia reticulata (guppy)
Lineage: Eukaryota; Metazoa; Chordata; Actinopteri; Cyprinodontiformes; Poeciliidae
Product: lipoamide acyltransferase component of branched-chain alpha-keto acid dehydrogenase complex, mitochondrial
Cellular component (GO): mitochondrion; cytoplasm
Molecular function (GO): acetyltransferase activity; lipoic acid binding
Source: RefSeq, a predicted model, not a curated record